CAUUAGGCGCAGCUCACGGUGGGUGGGGACCCGGCCAAGUUUUCAUUCUAUAAAAUGCAGGAUUGUUUGCCUUGUCAGUGACUGCUUUGAAAAAUUGCCACAAUCUGAUUUGAUUCCCUGCCCCAAGCCAAGUGCUGCUUCUGGAAGGUGCUCUGGUCGCUGAGGAUGGUGUUGUGGUGCCUGGCCGCUCUGGCCGCCUGCCUGGUCUCCGUGCUCCUGCUCCUCGCCAUCUCCCAGCAGCUCUGGCAGUUGCGCUGGGCGGCUACUCGGGACAAGUCCUGCAAACUGCCCAUGCCCAAGGGCUCUAUGGGAUUUCCACUGGUGGGCGAAACCUUCCACUGGAUCUUACAGGGUUCCAACUUCCAGUCCUCCAGAAGAGAAAAAUAUGGCAGCGUCUUCAAGACUCACUUGCUGGGUCGUCCGCUCAUCAGGGUGACAGGAGCUGAAAAUGUAAGGAAGAUCCUGAUGGGGGAGCACCACCUGGUCAGUGCGGAGUGGCCCCGCAGCACGCGCAUGUUACUGGGGCCCAACAGCCUGACAAAUUCCAUUGGAGACAUCCACCGACACAAGAGAAAGGUCUUCUCGAAAAUAUUCAGCCAUGAGGCUUUGGAGACCUACCUGCCGAAAAUACAGUUGGUUAUCCAAGACACCCUGAGGGUAUGGAGCAGUCAUCCUGGGUCUAUCAAUGUCUACUGUGAGGCACAAAAGUUGACUUUCCGCAUGGCCAUCCGAGUCCUGCUAGGAUUCCGACUCUCCGAUGAAGAACUCAACCAUUUGUUCCGGGUAUUUCAACAGUUUGUUGAGAAUGUGUUCUCCUUGCCAGUGGAUGUGCCAUUCAGUGGCUACCGACGGGGUAUUCGAGCUCGAGAGACUCUACUGAAGGGCCUGGAGAAAGCUAUUCAGGAGAAGUUGCAGAACACACAAGGGAAAGAUUAUACUGAUGCUCUAGAUGUUUUGAUCGAGAGCGGGAAAGAGCACGGCAACGAGUUGACUAUGCAAGAGCUGAAGGAUGCUACCUUGGAAUUGAUAUUUGCAGCUUACGCCACCACGGCAAGUGCCAGUACCUCACUUAUUAUGCAACUUCUUAAGCAUCCAGCAGUCUUGGAGAAGCUGAGAGAGGAGCUUAGAGGGAAUGGGAUCCUCCAUAACGGCUGCAUCUGUGAGGGAGCCUUACGCGUGGAUACCAUCAGCAGUCUGCGUUACCUUGACUGCGUCAUUAAGGAGCUUCUGAGGCUCUUCACCCCCAUCUCAGGGGGCUAUCGGACUGUGCUGCAAACCUUUGAGUUGGAUGGCUUCCAAAUUCCAAAAGGAUGGAGCGUUUUGUAUAGCAUCAGAGACACGCACGACACAGCUCCAGUCUUCAAGGAUGUUGACGUCUUUGACCCCGAUCGCUUUGGACAAGAUCGUACGGAAGACAAAGAUGGCAGGUUCCACUAUUUGCCAUUUGGUGGUGGAGUAAGGAACUGCUUGGGCAAACAGUUGGCCAAACUUUUCUUGAAGACCCUGGCAAUUGAAUUGGCCAGCAUGAGCAGGUUUGAACUGGCAACCAGAACUUUCCCAAAAAUCAUGCCAGUCCCUGUGGUUCAUCCAGCUGGCGAACUAAAAGUCAGAUUUUAUGGACUUGAUUCCAACCAAAAUGAAAUUGUGACGGAAACAGAAGCCAUGUUGGGAGCAACAGUGUAGCCUUCAAUAUCUCAAUUUCAAGAAUGAAAAGUGGGAAAUAAGCACAAGAUCAACAACCAGAGCUACACAGUAAUGACCAAGAAAAAUAUAUCCAUAUACUAACUUAAGUAUACCGAGCCACCAAACCAUGAAUAUAUCUCUGUGGAAUGCUUAACUUAAAUAUAGUAACAUAUAUACUUUAAGUGACAAAAAUGGAUCCAUGUCCUGUAUUUAUGAAUCCUGCUGCAGAGAAGGACACUCAGAGAACACCAGCUGGAGAUUGACCUGAUAAAUGGAUUAUUGCGAAGCUGGUUGUUCUCAUUAUUGAGGGAUUCUUGGAUGGUCUUCAGCUGUUUACAAGACCUUCCUUUAAAGUUGCAUUUUCAUCUUUAUUCCAAAAGCUUGUUUCAGUGUUACACACAUCAGGGAUACCAGGGUUUUCCUACUGUUGUUUCUAGACCUGCCUUAUUAUAUUG
Bufo bufo (common toad) is the source of this 2138-nucleotide messenger RNA. Its product is annotated as cytochrome P450 26B1. Gene Ontology annotation, biological process: sterol metabolic process. Gene Ontology annotation, molecular function: iron ion binding; heme binding; oxidoreductase activity, acting on paired donors, with incorporation or reduction of molecular oxygen. Lineage: Eukaryota; Metazoa; Chordata; Amphibia; Anura; Bufonidae. The transcript has 7 exons. The coding region runs from base 166 to 1683 and encodes 505 amino acids. The record is from RefSeq and is a predicted model, not a curated record.